This is a messenger RNA of Macrosiphum euphorbiae (potato aphid), 1017 nucleotides long. NCBI's taxonomy places the organism in Eukaryota, Metazoa, Arthropoda, Insecta, Hemiptera, Aphididae. The record is from the annotation of a GenBank genome assembly.
AUGCAGAAGGAGGGCAAACCCAGGUUUCUAAAACAUCAUAGCAACAGUGUCCGGGGAGUAGCGUUUAGUCCUCGAGACCGUUAUCUAUUCUGCUCUGGUGCUUACGAUGGUAAGGUCAAUCUCUAUUCCUCGUUACGUAUGGAAUUACUUAUGUCAUAUUCUAUUACCACAAUGGCUGUUGCAAAAAAUGUAAAUGCAGUUAGAUUCACAUCUGAUGGUUCCAGGAUUUUAGCGUGUACAACAUCUCGGAGGCUUUCAGUUGUUGAUGUUGAACGAGGAGAACAACUAUUAGCUUAUGAUAAUUGUGCAGCAAGUGGGAGAGAUAGAACUGGUCUAGCUACUGAUCCUACAUCACCUAACAUUGCGGUAUCUGUAGCGGUAAAUGGCAAAGGUCUUACGUUAUUAGAUCUUCGAAUGCCUUUACCUCUAGAUUAUGUGUAUGAUCUACAUUCUAGUACUAUUCGUGAUAUAGUUUUUCUAGAAUCAUCAUGGCCCUGGGCAACUAGUAACGGACUUCUCAGUACUAUUGUCACUGCAGGUUCAGAUGGUUGCUGUAAAGUGUGUACAAUGGAUGGCCGAAUAUUGCACACAUUUUAUUCCGGGCGUCAUCUGAACACUGUUUGUCCAACACCAGAACCUUUUCAAGGAUUUUUGUCCAAUGGAUUUUAUAGUGUAAUUAUGAGCGGGGGCGAUAAAAUUACGUCAUAUGUCCCUAAUUUGGGUAUUCAAGAGAGCUUCUGCGAAAACCGUGAUAAACCGAUUUGGAAAGUCAGAUACACAUCAAAUGGUAGCUUUCUAUAUUCUGUAUGUGAAGGUGGUGUUGUUAGAAAAUACCGAAGAUAUCCAGAUAGACACGAGUACCUCGGAGAAGUCUAUACCCAUAAAGGAGAUAUACAAGACUUGGAUAUAUCUCCUUAUGAUGAAUACCUUAUUACAGCAUCCAAGGACCGAACAGUGGGAGUACUACGUCUGGGAGCUCCUAGUCAUGGGUGGACAGACUAUGGCGAACUAACGUGA